AUGUCAAAUUUAUACGGCCAUAGAGAGGAGCAAAAUAACCAGCGUUUUGACCAGCUUUCCCAAACACUACAGCAAUUCCGAACCACCGUGGAUAGAGAUAUUCACGGCCGGGUUCAGCUGGAAAUGCUGACUUUAGACUCUCUAAACGAUAGUUUUGGCCAGUUGUGGACAAAGGUGAAACGAACCAGUGGAGACUUGCAGACUGUCAUGAGCAGAAAUGCCAGUUUGACUCGCAUAGUAAUGGUGUUAUUGGCUGUGUUUUUCGUGGUGAUGACCCUUUUUAAACUCCGGUAG
Metschnikowia bicuspidata var. bicuspidata NRRL YB-4993 is the source of this 294-nucleotide messenger RNA. It is a transcript of the gene SFT1, whose product is annotated as Sft1p. The record is from RefSeq and is a predicted model, not a curated record. The transcript has a single exon. Bases 1 to 294 code for a protein of 97 amino acids. Lineage: Eukaryota; Fungi; Ascomycota; Pichiomycetes; Serinales; Metschnikowiaceae.